CAGCUCCCACUACGACCACAGCAACUCCAACUACAACCACAUCGGCUCCCACUACAACCACAGCGGCUCCGACCACAACCACAGCAACUCCCACUACAACCACAUCGGCUCCCACAACAACCACAGCAUCUCCCACUACAACCACAGCGGCUCCCACUACAAACACAGCGGCUCCCACUACAACCACAACUGCUCCCACUACAACCACUGCGGCUCCCACUUCAACCACAGCUGCUCCGACCACAACCACAGCUGCUCCCCCUACAAUCACUGCGGCUUCCACUACAACCACAGCGGCUCCCACUACAACCACACGGCUCCCACUACACCACAGCGGCUCCACUACAACCACAGUGGCUCCCACACCACCACAGCUGCUCCCACUACAACCACAGCAACCACAGCUGCUUCCACAACAACCACAGCUGUUUAUAACAACGACAGCAGCUCCCACUACGACCACAGAAACUCCAACUACAACCACAUCGGCUCCCACUACAACAACAGCGGCUCCGACCACAACCACAGCUGCUCCCACUACAACCACUACAACCACAGCUGCUCCGACCACAACCACAGCUGCUCCCACUACAACCACUCGGGCUCCCACCAACCACAGCGGCUCCCACUACAACCACAGCGGCUCCCACUACAACCACAGCGCGGCUCCCACUGCAACCACAGCUGCUCCCACUACAACCACAGGUGCUCCCACAACGACCACAGCGGCUCCCACUACAACCACAGCGGCUCCCACUACAACCACAGUGGCUCCCACUACAACCACAGCUGCUCCAACCACAACCACAGCUGCUCCCACAACAACCACAGCGGUUCCCAUAACAACCACAGCGGCUCCAGCUCCCUCUACAACCACGGCAACUCCCACUACAACCACAUCGGCUCCCACUACAACCACAGCGGCUCCCACUACAACCACAGCUGCUCCCACUACAACCACAGCGGCUCCCACUGCAACCACAGCUGCUCCGACGACAACCACAGCUGCUCCGACUAUAACCACUGCGGCUCCCACUUCAACCACAGCAGCUCCCACUACAACCACAGCGGCUCCCACUACAACCACAGCGACUCCCACUACAACCACAGCUGCUCCCACAACAAACACAUUGGCUCCCACGACAACCACGUUGGCUUCCACUGCAACCACAGCGGCUCCCACUACAACCACAGCAGCUUCCACUACAACCACAACGGCUCCGGCUCCCACUACAACCACAGCGGCUCCCACUACAACCACAGCGGCUCCCACUACAACCACAGCAACUCCCACUAUAACCACAGCGACUCACACAACAACCACAGUGGCUCCCACAACAACCACAGCGGCUCCCACAACAACCACUGCUGCUUCCACAACAACCACAGUGCUCCCACAACGACCACAGCGGCUCCCACUACAACCACAGCGGCUCCCACAACAACAACAGCUGCUCGCACUACAACCACAGUGGCUCCCCGGCUCCCACUGUGCUCCCACAACGACCACAGCGGCUCCCACUACAACCACAGCGGCUCCCACUACAACCACAGUGGCUCCCACUACAACCACAGCUGCUCCAACCACAACCACAGCUGCUCCCACAACAACCACAGCGGUUCCCAUAACAACCACAGCGGCUCCAACUCCCACUACAACCACAUCGGCUCCCACUACAACCACAGCGGCUCCCACUACAACCACAGCUGCUCCCACUACAACCACAGCGGCUCCCACUACAACCACAGCGACUCCCACUACAACCACAGCUGCUCCCACUACAACGACAGUGGUUCCCACAACAACCACAGCGGCUCCCACAACAAACACAUUGGCUCCCACGACAACCACGUUGGCUUCCACUGCAACCACAGCGGCUCCCACUACAACCACAGCAGCUUCCACUACAACCACAAUGGCUCCAGCUCCCACUACGACCACAGCAACUCCAACUACAACCACAUCGGCUCCCACUACAACCACAGCUGCUCCGACCACAACCACAGCUGCUCCCACUACAACCACUGUGGCUCCCACUACAACCACAGCGGCUCCCACUACAACCACAGCGGCUCCCACUACAACCACAGCAACUCCCACUAUAACUACAGCGACUCACACAACAACCACAGUGGCUCCCACAACAACCACAGCGGCUCCCACAACAACCACUGCUGCUUCCACAACAACCACACUGCUCCCACAACAACCACAGUGGCUCGCACAACAACGACAGCUGCUCCCACUACAACCACAGUGGCUCCCCAACAACCACACUCCCACAACAACCACAUUGGCUCCCACUACAACCACAGCUGCUCCCACUACAACCACAGCAACUCCCACUACAACCACAUCGGCUCCCACUACAACCACAGCGGCUCCCACUACAACCACAGCUGCUCCCACUACAACCACAGGUGCUCCCACAACGACCACAACAGCUCCCACUACAACCACAGUGGCUCCCACAACAACCACAUUGGCUCCCACAACAACCACAUUGGCUCCCACUACAACCACAGCGGCUCCCACUACAACCACAGCGACUCCCACUACAACCACAGCUGCUCCCACUACAACGACAGUGGUUCCCACAACAACCACAGCGGCUCCCACAACAAACACAUUGGCUCCCACGACAACCACGUUGGCUUCCACAACACAGCCUCCCACUACAACCACAGCAGCUUCCACUACAACCACAAUGGCUCGCCACUACAAACACAGCUGCUUCCACAACAACCACAGCUGAUCGGCUCCCACAACAACCACAUUGGCUCCCACUACAACCACAGCUGCUCCCACUACAACCACAGGUGCUCCCACAACGACCACAGCGGCUCCCACUACAACCACAGCGGCUCCCACUACAACCACAGCGGCUCCCACUACAACCACAGCUCUGAUGUUAUAACAACGACAGCAGCUCCCACUAACCACAGCAACUCCCACUACAACCACAUCGGCUCCCACUGCAACCACAGCGGCUACAACCACAGCUGCUCCCACCACAACCACAGCUGCUCCCACUACAACCACUGCGGCUCCCACUACAACCACAGCGGCUCCCACUACAACCACAGCGGCUCCCACUACAACCAGCGGCUUACAACCACUGCUGCUCCCACCACAACCACAGCGGUUCCCAAAAACCACUCUCCUGCAGCGGUGGCUCCCACAACAACCACAGCGGUUCCCACAACAACCACAGCACUACAACCAGCUGCUCCCACUACAACCACAGUGGCUCACAACAACCACAGCGGUUCCCACAGCAACCCACGGUACAACCACAGUGGCUCCCACACAACCAACCACAGCGGCUCCCACACAACAACCACAUUGGCUCCCACCACAGCGGCUCCCACCACAGCUGCUCCCACUACAACCACAGGUGCUCCCACAACGACCACAGCGGCUCCCACUACAACCACCACAGCGCUGCUCCCACUACAACCUCCCACAGCG
Molecule: messenger RNA, 3472 nt
Organism: Oncorhynchus masou masou (cherry salmon)
Lineage: Eukaryota; Metazoa; Chordata; Actinopteri; Salmoniformes; Salmonidae
Product: GATA zinc finger domain-containing protein 14-like
Exons: 16
Source: RefSeq, a predicted model, not a curated record